Owenia fusiformis is the source of this 1813-nucleotide messenger RNA. The record is from the annotation of a GenBank genome assembly. NCBI's taxonomy places the organism in Eukaryota, Metazoa, Annelida, Polychaeta, Sabellida, Oweniidae.
ACUCGUAUCAUAAUAUCCCAAAAUAGCCUUCGCUGUGUCUUGCAAUGAUUAUAACUAGCACUAGUGCAGAGUUUUGGGAGUAGUAAAUCCAUAGACGACGUGCAAGUUGUAAACAUUGGUCUAAGAAUCUGCCUGGUUAUUUGUCUGCUUCGAGUUUUGGACAAUGUCAAGAUUCGCACCUUCAGAUCUUAUAGUUAACGUCCGAGACAGUGUCCCGUUGACUCAAGGUGAAGUUGAGGGAUUUGUGGAUGCUGUAACAAACAAUGGAAUUCAACAAGCGCAAAUUGGUGCUAUGUUGAUGGCUAUACGUCUAAAUGGGUUGAGCGCAGAUGAGACCAUACAUUUGACCCGGGCUAUGAUGCAGUCAGGCGAGGUUCUACAAUGGCCCGAAGAGUGGACCCGACAGAAGCGCGUGGUCGAUAAGCAUAGUACCGGGGGAGUUGGGGACAAAGUCAGUGUUGUACUUGCCCCUGCUCUUGCUGCAUGCGGUAUGAAGGUUCCGAUGAUAUCUGGUCGGGGGCUAGGAUUUGCGCAUGGGACUUUGGACAAACUGGAAGCAAUACCAGGAUUUCAGAUAUCAUGCAGUACAGUGAAAAUGCGUGAAAUUCUUGACGAAGUGGGCUGUUGCAUUGUCGGACAGACAGAGACACUUGUACCGGCCGAUAGAAUCCUGUACGCCAUCCGAGAUGUAACAGGAACUGUCGAGAGCGUACCCCUGAUAUCCUCAUCCAUUGUGUCAAAGAAGGUGGCGGAGACUUUAUCAGCACUCGUUCUGGAUGUUAAGUGUGGAAAGGCGGCUUAUAUGAAGACAGAGAAACAAGCAAGAGAUCUUGCUGAAAGUAUGGUGUCAUCAAGCUGUGGUGUGGGUGUAGAGACGGUUGCUAUAUUAACUCGAAUGGACAACCCAAUCGGCAAUUACGUGGGACACUCUCUUGAAAUCAUAGAUGCCAUUGAAACAAUGCAAGGAAACGGACCUUCAGAUCUCGUGGAGCUCGUGUGCACUCUAGGCGGACAUCUUUUAAAAAAUGCUGGGAAGGUUUCAACACCAAUGAAAGGAUAUCAACUUAUUGAAGAAACCAUCGCCAAUGGUUCGGCCCUGGAGAAAUUCCGCCUAAUGAUGCAAGCUCAGGAGGUCGAUGAGACAACCGCUAAUUCUUUAUGCAAGAAAGAUGUUGACUUUUUCAGUAUCUUCAGACCGUCCAAGCUAAAAACCGAUGUAAAAGCAGACAGCGAAGGAUAUAUUAGUUCAGUUGAUGCGUUUGCUUUAGCAAAUGUGAUCAACUCUCUUGGCGCCGGACGUGCAAAGGCGGGGGACCAAAUCAACCACAGUGUUGGGCUCCAUUUGAGAAAACACAUUGGGGAACGCGUAGAGAAAGGUGAAGUUUGGUUGACAGUUCAUCACGAGUCUCCUCUUAGUGGCGACCAUUUGAAAACAAUUAGAAAUACUCUUGAGCUGCAAGACAAAGAGCUGCCUGCCGGUUGUGCAAGUCGUAUAAUUGAUAUCAUUACUAAUGAGACUAUCCAAGGCAAAAGAGACACACCCAGGGCUAAUGAUAUGCAGAACGGUUCCUGUGAUUAACAAUAUAGUAACCUACAUGUACAUUACACGUAAUCGCAGACCUUAAAACAGGAAUCAUCCGUGAUUUCUAACGUAAAGUAAUAAAAGCAUCUUGCGAUAAAAAGGCUGCUGUUUGAUAACAUCACUCUAUUUUGAUUAUAUGAGGGUCCAUAAUUACAAUCUCUUCAUUGUACGUGUGUGCAUCAUAAAUAAAACUACUUGUGUAGGAAAUGGAAAUCCAUUUUUUAUGUCCCG